Molecule: messenger RNA, 1582 nt
Organism: Capsella rubella
Lineage: Eukaryota; Viridiplantae; Streptophyta; Magnoliopsida; Brassicales; Brassicaceae
Exons: 2
Coding region: 567-1421 (284 amino acids)
Source: RefSeq, a predicted model, not a curated record
ACUUUUGCUCUUCUGUGUUUUCUUUUCUUCACUCGUCAUUUCUUUUUGAAAUCCGAUAUUUUUUGUUUUUAGUGUUCUUCUCAUGUGAUUCUGAUUCUAGGGUUACUUUUAAAUUUGCUAUUUUUUGCUGCUUUUAUGUGUGUGUGUGUGUUGUUGUUGAUAAGAGUGGUUUGAUUUUGUAAUUAGGAGUCCUGAUUUAAGGGUUUAGAAAUGGUUGCAUGUUCGUUUGGAUUACUGGAUCUUAUCUGCAUAAAUCCCUAGUUUUUAGUUGAAAUGUCUGCAAAUUAACACUGUAAUUACUCUGAUUCUUUUUUUUUCCGGCUUGUGAAAGUUAUUUGAGAAAACCCGAAAAAUGGGGUUUUUUUUAGAGUUGGUGUUUGCUAUUUCAAUUAAAACUUCACAUCUUUGAUAUUUGUUUCAGUUUUGGUUGACAUUUUGUGUGAUGAUGAUCUCUCUGGUGUUGGUUUUGUGAUCCUCACUUGCAUUGUAUCUUUAUUGUUGCACAGGAAUAGUCUAGAGAGGUUUUUUUAAUCACUAAUUACUGCAGACAUCAAAGCUUCACAGAGAUGGAGAAGGAAGGGCAUGAGGAGAACAACCACACUGUCUCCGGAGAUUUAAUGGCCAAACGGAAACGAGGUCGUCCGAGGAAACACUUGAAGCUAGAAUCCAACGAGCAGUCUCUUGGUACUACUCCUCCAGGGCUUAGCAGGUCUCAGCAGCAGCUUCGUCAGAGGGAUGAUUAUGAAGCUAUGGUUGGACAACCGAUUACUGGUGUGAUUGAGGCAUCGUUUGAAGCCGGGUUCUUGCUUUCUGUCAAGGUUGGAAACUCGGAUAGCAUGCUUAGAGGUGUGGUGUUCAAGCCUGGUCAUUGCGAUCCUGUAUCGGUUGAUAACGACGUUGCUCCUGAUGUUCCUAUGAUAAGAAGAAACAGUGAUGUGAUGCAUCAUGACGGCUCAGCUAAACGAGGUCGUAAAUCUAGAUUCCGGGAGAGACGUGGUAGUGGUGUUAGAAACAGAACAUUGGUUCCUGUCCCGAUUCAGCCUGCUCAUCCAAAGAAUCACUUGGUUCCCGUCAUGCUUCAGCCUACCCAUCUACAGAAUGGUGGUGGGCGUGUCCCGGUCCACCACAGUCCCAUGCAGAACGAGAGUGGGUCUCAAGCAAGUGGAGCGAGUAACGGCAAGCCUUUUGAGACGCUGCUCACACAGGUGAUGAAUAAAGGUCCAGUCCAUCACACAGCACAGUCCAUUGAACCUGAGUCAGAUGAGCAGGCUCUGUCUAUUGAGCCAUUGCAGGCGAUACACCCGGUCCAUCCAGUACAUAUGCCGAAACCCAUGCAGAGUUACGGACGAGGCAAGAUGACAGAACUCCUUCAGGCUGUGCAGGAGAAUGUGAGAGAGACCCAUUUUCCUCAAGGCCAUUGAUCUCCUGAAGAUGAUUUCUUCUUGCAAACCCUUUAAGAGUUUAAAGUCUGAUUCAAUUUCAUUGUAAUCAGAAAUAGGAAAACAGAAUCUAACUAUUGUCUAGCUUAAAGAUAUCAGCAAAAUUACCGUGAUUCAUUAUAUAAAAAUGCUCAUUGCCUUUC